AUGUCACAGCUUUGGGUUGCCUGUGCUGAAGCAGGUCCACUUGCCGCGCUGCCCCCAGGAAGCAUCCAAGGGAUUGCACAGCGUUUCCAUGCCUUCUACCGAGCCUUCAGGUGUUUUCGCAGAGUCCUACGGCAUCAGCACACGACUCUCGAGUCGUACCAUGAAUAUCAACAAACCUGGGACGAAUGCAAUGACUUUCUCCACCACAAUCCAGCAUUCUGUCUCCAAGAUACAUUGCCUCAGACGAACUUGCUGCACGAAAAUGCCUGCUAUGUCUACAACCUCUCCGAUCUGGACCUGCUUGAGAGGCGUCUUGAUAUGCAGCUGCAUAUCAUGAAUGCAAAACUCGAUGAUAUCAUUGUAAAUCUGUUUCUCGUUGUCCUUCGACAAUCUGACAUGCAUCGCAUGCCUCAAGUGAUAAGCACGGAAACUGCUCCUCAAUAUGAAGUCACCCUACCAUCGGCCCUCACACCCGUCGAGAAAAAUACGUGGCCUCUUUUCCGACACCUCAUCGAGCUCCGCGAGGCUCUCAAGAGAAUAAGGGCGCCCCCAUUGAGCUCAGUUCACUGUGAGAAGCUGUGGAUUCUUGUAGUUGCGAGAUUUCGAGACCACGAAUUACCUUUCCAAGGAUCGCAAUUGAUGUUCUCAAGAGACUUCAAGCUCAGCGAUAGAAAAACGCUGCGCGAGUAUUCACAACAAACCUUGAAACAACGACAGUCCAGUUACCGUACCCAGAAACCCUCUCCAUACCUGAGACGACGUGUUUAUACUCAUGAAAAUGAUGGGUCCUUGGCAACUCUACAACCUCAUUCUCUCGAAGAGGAGGAGUUCCUCCAUUCAGUGGACAUUGUCACUUACCUGGGAAACCGGUGCAUAGUCAGUACCAGAAUUGAUAAGGAAUGGGGAUUUGUACAGCAUCUUCCUCCGAUCAGUGAGAUCCACCCCUAUACUAAGCACGAGCGUUUUCGGGCGCCUCAAAUUCGCCUCUAUGAAGCCUGCAAUGUCGAGGAAGUUGAUGGUGCCGAGUUGUGGCGACACAAAGGACGCAAACCGUCAUAUAGCUUUGAAUCCAAGUUUGAUGCAAUUGCUUUUCAAUGUGCACUCCGAGGCAAGGUUUUGAUGCAUACGUUCCAUGUCGAGGACAUUACUUCUGAAAGGGGCUCAGAAAGUACCGCUCAGCCAUUGAAGUUAUGGUCUGAUCUCGACGGCCGAAAUCAAUCAAUCUCCUUCUUGGUCCAAAAAAGCAAACCAUACUAUCACAUCGAGGUCCCUCUGCGGCUUCUUGCUAAUUCAAUCCACACAAGUGAUGCGGGAAUGAAGAUUCGCGUUGACUUUGCUUCUCAGAAACCUAAGAAAAAACGGAACUCAACGGGCAAGACCGGUCUUUUGAGGCGUUUUAGUGACUUGCUUCGUCACUCACCACCUGAUACAGAACAAGCAAUUACAAGAAGAGACUCACGGCAGGAAAUUACAGACACCUUUGCUGAAGAUGAUCUGCCAAUACAAAACACUCAAUUUUUACUUUCCCUUAGCCACCUACGAUUUGAAUUCUCCUCUCUCGAGGAUGGAAAAUUGUUCCAGGAAGCGUUGGAGGGUUUCUUCUCGGAAACUCGUGAGACAGAGCCAUCCUCUGGCCAACCCAUUUCAAUUUCGCGCGAAAAUUCAGAAGGCCCCAGAUCACCGUCGACUGUAGUUGUCUCUGAGCCUAAUCCUCACCCUCAGGUACCACCCAGGAGGCAAUCUCUCAACAAUAACUUAGAUCCACUGAAUUUGGACGACGCUUUGCUACCAGGAAUCUUGCAUGGCGGAUCUAAUGGUGCUCAUGGUCAUAAUACUGAAUCCGCUCCUUUGCUUGAGAAUCCACCUUCACCACAGGUUACCAAGGACUUGGACUAUCGAGUGCGAGGAAUUAGGCUUGAGUAUGCCGUCCCCGAUUUACUUACAUAUCUCGGUCGAAAACUUGGUAUUGAGCCGACCGUCGUGGGGCGCGUCAAAGCUCUGGCCACAAGCCAGACAGGUGAUAAGGUGGCAGUGGUAGCUUGGAGGCCUCAACCAGCAUGCUUGUCGACCCCUGGGAAGGAUGAAUGGGACUUCGGGCCCACCUCUGACGAUGACGAUUUACACAUCACCGUCGAUACCCAUUUCCGUGGAGUAACCAUUCUUUACUCUCCAUCUCCGGAUGUACCUCACACGAUCGAUAUAUGCGCCAUUGCUGGUCUUGGAGGCCAUGCUUGGGGAUCUUUCAAAUACAAGGGUGUAUCUCAGUCUUUUAUGUGGGUGCUAGAUGGCCUCCGAGACCGUCUUCGGAACGCUAGGUUGAUGACCUAUGGGUCCAAAACACGGCUUGAUGGGAACGAGUCUUCACAAACAUUGGAAGAUUUGGGUAAGCUUCUACGGGAUGAGAUGCGAAGUGUCACAAAGCGUCGGGCCCAGUCGGUUUUAAGUUCUACAUCAUCUCACCUUGGAACGGCCUUCGCCGUUCCUUCGUACUUCAUCGCUCACAGUCUUGGAGGACUGACCGUGAAAGAGGCACUGUUACAGGAAAAGAAGAACCCAGAGCCCGGGACCUUUAUCAGCAACCUCCAGGGUGCUCUCUUCUUCGGCGUACCCAGCCACGGCAUGCAUGUCGAAGUUUUGGAAGGGAUGAUCCGAGGCCAACCCAACGAAUUCCUUGUCAAGUCCAUCAUGUAUGAGUCACCAACAUUACAAGACCUCAGCCGGAGGUUCAAAUCGGAUUUCGAAGGGAAAAAGCCGAAGAUCAUAUACUUUUACGAGAUGGAGCCUUCUUUCUCGCCGGAAAAGAAUGCAGAUGGACAGUGGAAGAUGACAGGUAAACCGAAGAAGAUGCUCGUCGAUCGCGGUUCUGCUACAGAUGGUGAAGUUUGGGGUGCGGGUCACGUCAAUACACAUCCUCUGAAUCGCAACCACUCAGAUCUGGUCAAGUUCAGCAGUCCAAACGACGCAGAUUUCCUGCGUGUACUGACUGAGCUGAAGGAGUUAGUGGGAUAUGUAGAGAUCGGAGAGGAGGACUGA
Messenger RNA from Penicillium brasilianum, 3033 nucleotides. The record is from the annotation of a GenBank genome assembly. Lineage: Eukaryota; Fungi; Ascomycota; Eurotiomycetes; Eurotiales; Aspergillaceae.